Messenger RNA from Lonchura striata (white-rumped munia), 1536 nucleotides. It is a transcript of the gene SHH, whose product is annotated as sonic hedgehog signaling molecule. Gene Ontology annotation, molecular function: calcium ion binding; patched binding. NCBI's taxonomy places the organism in Eukaryota, Metazoa, Chordata, Aves, Passeriformes, Estrildidae. Gene Ontology annotation, biological process: smoothened signaling pathway; protein autoprocessing; cell fate specification. The record is from RefSeq and is a predicted model, not a curated record.
UGCUACCAUUAAAAUCAGACCCUUUUUUUGUCUCUCGAUUGCUGUCUCCCGACCAAACUCCGAUGUGUUCCGUUAUCAGCGACCUAAAGCCUGCCAUUCCAGCACCUGUCUUGCUAGGGAUCGGUGGAUAGUAUACGAUUCAGAAAGCAGACAAGGACAUAGGAGGAGAGAGAGCUCUAGAGAGACAGCCAGGGAUAGGCACAGAGAGCUUUGAAGUAAUUGGAUUCAAUGGACGAAAUGCUGCUGUUGACAAGAAUUCUCUUGGUGGGCUUCAUCUGCGCUCUUUUAGUCUCCUCUGGGCUGACUUGUGGACCAGGCAGGGGCAUUGGAAAAAGGAGACACCCCAAAAAGCUGACCCCUUUAGCCUAUAAGCAGUUUAUUCCCAAUGUGGCAGAGAAGACCCUAGGGGCCAGUGGAAGAUAUGAAGGGAAGAUCACAAGAAACUCCGAGAGAUUUAAAGAACUAACCCCAAAUUACAACCCUGACAUUAUUUUUAAGGAUGAAGAGAACACGGGAGCUGACAGACUGAUGACUCAGCGCUGCAAGGACAAGCUGAACGCUCUGGCGAUCUCGGUGAUGAACCAGUGGCCCGGGGUAAAGCUGCGGGUAACCGAGGGCUGGGACGAGGACGGCCAUCACUCCGAGGAGUCGCUGCACUACGAGGGCCGCGCCGUGGACAUCACCACCUCGGACCGGGACCGCAGCAAGUACGGCAUGCUGGCCCGCCUGGCCGUCGAGGCUGGCUUCGACUGGGUUUACUACGAGUCCAAAGCGCACAUCCACUGCUCCGUCAAAGCAGAAAACUCAGUGGCGGCCAAAUCCGGGGGUUGCUUCCCCGGCUCGGCCACGGUGCACCUGGAGAAAGGUGGGACCAAGCUGGUGAAGGACCUGAGGCCUGGAGACAGGGUGCUGGUGGCCGACACGGAGGGCCGCCUGCUCUACAGCGACUUCCUCACCUUCCUGGACCGCGAGGACGGCUCCCAGAAGCUCUUCUACGUGAUCGAGACGCGGCAGCCCCGGGCCCGGCUGCUGCUGACGGCCGCCCACCUGCUCUUCGUGGCCCCGCAGCAGAACCAGUCCCAGGCGGGCGGCGGCCGGGCGCUGUUCGCCAGCCGCGUGCGGCCGGGCCAGCGCGUCUUCGUGCUGGGCGAGGGCGGGCGGCUGCUGCCGGCGGCCGUGCACCGCGUGUCGCUGCGGGAGGAGGCGUCGGGCGCCUACGCGCCGCUCACCGCCCAGGGCACCAUCCUCAUCGACCGCGUGCUGGCCUCGUGCUACGCCGUCAUCGAGGAGCACAGCUGGGCGCACUGGGCCUUCGCUCCCUUCCGCCUGCUGCAGGCCGUGCUGGCCGCGCUCGGUCCCUCCGCGGCGGGGUCGCCCGUGGGAGAGCCCGCGGCCCCCGGCAUCCACUGGUACUCCCGGCUCCUCUACCGCAUCGGCAGCUGGGUGCUGGAUGGCGACUCUCUGCACCCGCUGGGCAUGAUGGUGUCAUCCAGCUGAGGCGACGUCCCGGCCGCCCGCCAGGCUCCGACGGAGAGA